GAUAUUUUCUAACGAAUCAUGUCCAACUGCUUUAUCAAAAUCUGUUCCACUUGAAUAUCAUAUUUUAAUUUAUCUUUUGACAAUAACAAAUGACUCAUCAAUAGCAUCAUAUUGAUUCCCCACUUUGCUAAAAAAAACUUUCUUUUUUUCUAUCAAAAAAAAAAAUAUAAUAAUAAUCUCAUCAGCAAAUUCAUUUUAAUAUUUUUUUAUCACUGCCUUUCUUUGAAUCAGUAAAUAAUAUUGUUAUCCAAACUAUUUGCUUCAUCAAUAUGUCAAAAAGAAUAGUUGGUUAUUUUGGUAGUUGGUCAGUGUAUCGUCCAGAUGAUGGUAACUUUCAAAUCAACAUGAUAGAUCCAACUAUGUGUACCCAUUUGAUUUAUACAUUUGUUGGUCUUGGUGAUGGCAAUGACAUCAAAGUUCUUGAUCCCUGGGCAGACCUAUCAGAUGGUGGAGGUAAAGAUGGCUUUAAUAAAUUCAAUCAACUUCGUAAAUCAAGUCCAGGCACCAAGACACUUAUUGCCAUUGGUGGCUGGAAUCAAGGAUCUGAAAAAUAUUCACAAAUGGCAAAUACUGAUGAUUCACGUAAACAAUUUGCUAAAAAUGCUGUUGCAUUUGUUGAAAAAUAUAAUUUUAAUGGAUUAGAUAUUGAUUGGGAAUAUCCUGGACAACGUGGUGGCAAUAAAUGUGAUGUUAAAAAUUAUAUUGAGCUGUUAAAAGUAAUGAGAAUUGAGUUUGAUAAAGCUGGUCUUAUUUUGAGUGCUGCUGUUGCUGCUGCUGAAUCAUCAGCUUCACAAUCUUAUGAUAUUCAAGAGAUGUGUAAAUAUCUGGAUUUUAUCAACAUCAUGACAUAUGAUUUAAAAGGUUCCUGGGAUUCAAAAACUGGCAUGAAUGCAGCACUAAAACCUGGAAAUGAUGAAUUUGGAAAUGAUCGUAAACUUAAUGUUGAAGCUUGUGUUGAUUAUUGGCUCAAGUCUGGUGCACCAAAAGAUAAAUUAAAUCUUGGUGUUGCAUUUUAUGGAAGAACAUUUACUUUGUCAAAUGAAAAUGAUAAUAAAGUUGGAUCACCAGCUUGUGGACCUGGUGCAGCUGGACCAUAUACCAGAGAAGCUGGUAUGUUGGGUUACAAUGAAAUUUUAGAAAAAUGUCAAAAUGAUAAAUCAUGGAAAAUUACAUAUGACGAAGAACGAUGUGUUCCUUAUGCUGUCAAUAAAAAUCAGUGGGUCAGCUUCGACAAUAUCCAAUCGAUGGAAAAAAAAGCUGAAUUUAUUAUUGAACGUCAACUUGGAGGUGCAAUGAUUUGGAGCUUGGAGACUGAUGAUUUUCUUGGUAAAUGGGGAAAUAAAUAUCCACUUCUUUCAACAUUAAAUCAUGUUCUUAAACGCCAAUAAUUUAUUGUUAAAUAAAAACAAUUUGAUAUAUUUUUAUAAAGUGUUGCUGAAAAAAUAAA
Messenger RNA from Aphidius gifuensis, 1447 nucleotides. Its product is annotated as acidic mammalian chitinase-like. Gene Ontology annotation, biological process: chitin catabolic process; carbohydrate metabolic process. The transcript is spliced from 4 exons. Gene Ontology annotation, molecular function: chitin binding; chitinase activity. The coding region runs from base 270 to 1388 and encodes 372 amino acids. The record is from RefSeq and is a predicted model, not a curated record. Gene Ontology annotation, cellular component: extracellular region. Lineage: Eukaryota; Metazoa; Arthropoda; Insecta; Hymenoptera; Braconidae.